AUGGGACACAGACACACCGUGGGGGAGGAGAGUCUUUUAGCCCAGCCCUGGCGAUGGGGGCACCGGGAGAAAGAGAAGGAACCACAGAAGAGUCCAAAUCCCCUCCCCUGUUGCCCCCUCCCUCCACCGCUCAAUCGCAACCCGAGCCGGGGGGCCUAAAAAUAGUCCCUGAGGCGCAACGGCGGGCGGCCCUGGUGACCUUCUGGGUAGCACAAGCCGAAGGCGGGCGGGCAGCAGGAAGGCCGGCCGCCGGCCCCGCAGCGCUCAUCUCCUAAGGCACCAUACCCCACCCCCCGGGGCGUCCCCCUGGCCUCCCAGUUCUAGUGUUCCUGGUCCCCUUAGUCCAGCUCACAGAGGCCAUGCAGAAAGCCCGGGGCACGCGAGGCGAGGACGCCGGCACGAGGGCACCUCCCAGCCCCGGGGUGCCCCCGAAGAGAGCCAAGGUGGGGGCCGGCAGAGGGGUCCUCGUCACUGGGGCCGGGGCCGGGGCCGGGGCCGGGGCGCCGGUCUUCCUGCGGCCCCUGAAGAACGCGGCUGUGUGUGCGGGCAGUGAUGUGCGGCUGCGGGUGGUAGUGAGCGGGACACCCCAGCCUAGCCUUAACUGGUUCCGCGAUGGCAAGCUCCUGCCCACACCGACCCCAGAGCCCAGCUGCUUGUGGCUCCGGAGCUGCGGGGCACAGGAUGCCGGCGUGUACAGCUGCAGCGCCCAGAAUGAGCGGGGCCAGGCCUCCUGCGAGGCUGUGCUCACAGUGCUGGAGGUCAGAGGUAAUGCGGAGGUGGGGCCUGCCUGGCAGGGUCGGGGGCACAGGGGCUGAGACAGCUG
Molecule: messenger RNA, 823 nt
Organism: Meriones unguiculatus (Mongolian gerbil)
Lineage: Eukaryota; Metazoa; Chordata; Mammalia; Rodentia; Muridae
Product: striated muscle-specific serine/threonine-protein kinase-like
Exons: 1
Coding region: 360-815 (151 amino acids)
Biological process (GO): muscle cell differentiation
Molecular function (GO): protein kinase activity
Source: RefSeq, a predicted model, not a curated record